UGAUAAGUGUUGGUGUUCAGUGGAUGCCACGCAUGCUCAGACGUUAUGAUUACUUCUCUCUCUCUCUCCCUCUCUUUUCCCUCGGUCAGGCUCUGGAGGAGCAUCUGUAUCAGUGCUCAGAGAGCGGUGGACGGGCAGAAGGUCGCCAUAAAACACACAUUUUUCUCCAGCAGAGUGAAGUGAGGUGACCGCAGGUGUCGGGGUCUGGUCGGGCUGAGGCGUGCCACCGUGCCCUUGAGGGGACACUCCCGACUGCCGCAGGAAAUAAAGAAGGAGGAGGAGGAGGAGGAGAGGUUAUUUAAAAAAAAAAAAGAGAAGCAGACAGAAGAACAAAUGGCCAGAGAAGAGGUGAUGGAGCGUUGGAGAUGCUCGGUAAAUGACUGAGGCUGACCGAGAGUCAAGUUCAACCCGGUGGGAUCCGCGAGUAAGCAGGUGUUUGUCUUCUCUGAAGCUUCAAAAUGGAGUCCACUCACCUCCUGAGCAGCUCUAAGAAGAGAGUGAAGAUCCACCCUCACACCGUCACAGCCAAAUAUGCCACGCACACUCCGUACUCCCCUCAACCUGGAGUGCACACGCACUUCCCUCAGCCCGGGGACGACGGCUAUGACGACGCGCCAUCUUUUGAGGACUUUGGCUCCUUCCUGGAGGAGACGUCAGACAGAAAACAGCUGACGGAGAGCAGGAGGUGGCCCCUGACUCUGUUUGGCUCCAGAGACAAAGAGAAGGAUACGGCCCUCAAACCUCAGGCUCCCGGGGGAGGAGACGGGAGCGAGGGGGCAGCCAAAGCAGCGAAGGGGUCUGGGAGAGGGGUAGGGGAACAGCUGGCCAGUUUUGGGGAGGCAUCCGUGUCCGCUUCACGUCUCACCUGGGUGGGGCUGCUUGGCGCCGCGCUGGCCCACGGUUGUUUGAUUGUUCUGACCCGCCUGGCCUCAGAGCACUUCAGCCUCGGUCCCCUGUUUCUCCUCUUAGUUCGAUCCAUCGUACAGCUCAGCUCUGUGGCUGUGCCACUGCACAGGGGGGAGAACCCUUUCGGACCAGAGGGCUAUCGUCUACGUCUGCUCUGUUAUGGCAUCGCCUACUCACUGUCCCUCUGCUGCGCCUACUCAUCCUUAACAUUCGUCUCUCCUGGAAACGCCACGACAACCUGGCGCCUGGCAACCACAGCUCUGUCAGCGACUCUGGCCUUCCUGCUCCUGGAAGAGAGGCUGGGAUUGUCUGACGGGAUCACCAUAGCUGCAGGGCUGUGCGGUUUGGGGCUUGUGUUACUCCCCACAGCAGACGAGAGCAACACAGGUUCACCAACCGACCCGGUCACGUUCUGGAGAGGAGCUUUCGGCUGGUCUCUUUCGGCUCUCGCUGGACUGUGGAUGGCCCUGGCGCUGGUCGGGUAUCGCUCCCUGAAGGAGAGGGUGGGAGUCGGCACGGCUCUGUUCACAGUAAGCUGGACGGGCUGCCUGCUCGCCCCAGCCUCCUUGGCUCUGCUCCAGGAGGGCUGGUCCUGGCCUACGACCGCCACGGCUUGGGGCCUGGUCCUGGGCCUGGUUGCCUGCUCAGUAGCAGCCUUCCUGGGGAUGACGCACGCCCUCACGCGGCUCCACCCGGCUCUGGUGUCCGCCUCGCAGAGCCUGGAGGUGCCCAUCGCCAUGCUGCUGCACCUGGCCGUGCUCCCGCUGGUCCCCACCGCGCCUGAGGUGGUCGGGAACGUGAUGGUCAUACUGAGCGUCGGCUGGCUGGUGGCGAUGAAGCUGCUCCCCUCUCGAGUUGGUGGGCGGCGCCAGAGGGAGGAGUAUGAGGAGAUUCUGGACUCACCUAUCAAAUAGACUCUUCCUCUCUGCUCUUCACACCUCUGCUUUCUCUUCUGCUCACUCCCUCCUUCAUGAGAUUGGUUCCAGUGUACAUAAGAGACUGCUUAAUGUUUAUCGGAGCUUUAUCUAUUUUGUAUUGUCCUCUUUGCUUUUGGGAAAGUGCCAAUAUUGUGUUGUCUGUUAUAGUGACUAUGUGAUGUGACAUUAAAAUCUCUCUGAUGAACACGA
Molecule: messenger RNA, 2033 nt
Organism: Lates calcarifer (barramundi perch)
Lineage: Eukaryota; Metazoa; Chordata; Actinopteri; Centropomidae
Gene: slc35g2a
Product: solute carrier family 35 member G2a
Exons: 2
Coding region: 459-1820 (453 amino acids)
Cellular component (GO): membrane
Source: RefSeq, a predicted model, not a curated record